UUUCUUCUAUACUUUUUCAGGAAAGGGCACAUUUUUCUCGUAAUUUGAUUAACCACCGAAAUAUACCCUAAGGUCAAUUGCUUGCCUAAACCAGAUACAUUAAGGGGGCCUAAACAGAUAAACAAACUAAAGCGAAUUGUUUCUACAUCAUAUGCUUUUGACGUAGCCACUAGCGCGGGAGUUCUUCGUCAUUCAGAGUCCUUCUUUUUGCAGUGUUCUGAGUUUUAUGGUUCCGACCACUUCGAUUUGCAUCUAUACAACGUACCAGCAUGGCACCUAAAAUGAGAACCCGUGGAACCACAAGAACACUACAAUCCAGCAACGAUGAAGAGACAAAAACUAAUGCCCACAGUGAGGACUCUCCAUUGGAGGUUGGUCAGGCAGUCAGGGGGAAGAGGAAAGCUUCAGGUUCAGGAAAGACUGGAAAACAGGAGAGUUCAAAGGCAAAAAAAUCACCUGAACAACCACAGUAUUGUCACUGGCUGAUGAAGUCAGAGCCAGAGAGCCGCUUGGAAAAUGGCAUAGAUGUCAAGUUUGGGAUCGAGGAUUUGAAGACUCUUCCCAACCAAACUGGGUGUUGGGAUGGUGUUCGGAACUACCAAGCCCGUAACUUCAUGCGAGACAUGAAAGAGGGACAGCAUGCAUUCUUCUACCACAGCAACUGCAAGGAGCCUGGAAUAGCUGGAGUUAUGAAGAUUGUAAAGGAGUCCUAUGUGGACCACACUCAGUUUGACAAGAAAGAUGUCCAUUACGACGCCUCCAGCAAGGCAGACAACCCCAAAUGGAGUAUGGUUGAUGUCCAGUUUGAGAGGAUGUUAAAGCGCUUCAUUCCUCUGUCUGAGUUGAAGAAGAUCCACCUGCAGCACAAGACCAAAGGCGGGUCCCUGAAUGGCAUGUCUCUCUUCACCAGGGCUAGGCUGUCUGUCCAGCCCCUCACCAGUGAGGAAUUUGAAUUUGUCCUGAGUUUAGAGGACAAUGACCCACUGUGAAGAUUUUGACAAGAUGACCUGGAGAGAAGUUUUCCUGUCUUGUGUAUGAUGAUGAUGCUGCUGCUAAUAUGUUGACUGUAGGUGAGGUCUAUUGAACCAUUAUGCUUGUAUUAAAUGGAAAUUGUCUCAAGGUU
Molecule: messenger RNA, 1123 nt
Organism: Salvelinus fontinalis (brook trout)
Lineage: Eukaryota; Metazoa; Chordata; Actinopteri; Salmoniformes; Salmonidae
Gene: thyn1
Product: thymocyte nuclear protein 1
Exons: 7
Coding region: 270-989 (239 amino acids)
Cellular component (GO): nucleus
Source: RefSeq, a predicted model, not a curated record